AGAAGACACUGCUGCCCUCCCUCCUACAGGAAUUCUGGAACCGCAGAGUCAUGGAUGCUUUCAACAGAAAUACAGCAGGCUCUGGGCACAAGAUCCAAGCCAGAGUCCAGAAUGGGCCUCUGGAUUUAAUCGAGACGGGCAAAGGGCUGAAGGUGCAGACGGACAAGCCACACCUGGUGAGCCUGGGCAGUGGGCGCCUGAGCACCGCCAUCACCCUUCUGCCCUUGGAGGAAGGAAGGACAGUGAUUGGCUCUGCUGCCAAGGAUAUAUCACUACAGGGUCCUGGCCUCGCACCUGAGCACUGCUACAUUGAGAACCUACGAGGGACCCUCACCCUGUACCCCUGUGGCAAUGCCUGCACCAUCGAUGGGCUCCCCGUCCACCAGCCCACCCGCCUCACCCAGGGCUGCAUGUUGUGCCUGGGUCAAUCCACCUUCCUCCGAUUUAACCACCCAGCAGAAGCCAAGUGGAUGAAAAGCAUGAUCCCGUCCGGAGGUAGGGGUCCUGGAGCACCUUAUACCCCUGCCCUAGCUGAGUCAGAGAGCCUGGUGAAUGGGAACCACCCCCCUCAGCCCCCCAGCCGGGGUCAUGCUGCUUGCUCCAGCUCCCUGGUGAGCUCCAUUGAGAAGGACCUACAGGACAUCAUGGACUCCCUGGUGCUGGAGGAGCCGGGGGCAACUGGCAAGAAAGUCCCUGCAAGCUCCCCGCUCUCCAAUGGUGGGCGCUACACACUGUCACCACCUAUUAGCCCAGGGGCCAUGUCUGUGGGCUCCAGCUAUGAGAACACCUCUCCCCCCUUUUCUCCUCUUUCCUCACCGGCCAGUAGUGGCAGCUGUGCCAGCCACUCACCUGGAGGGCAGGAACCAAGCCCGGCCAUUCCCCCCCUGGUCCCUGCCCGCUCUUCAAGCUACCAUCUGGCCUUACAGCCCCCACAGAUCCGACCCGGUGCUGCCCGCCCAGUAGAGAGCCCCCGGCUGGGCAGGAAAGGGAUCCAUGAAGGGCCUUCAAGCCCAGGCCGGCGAGGUCUGCUGACUGAUAGUCCUGCUGCUACAGUGCUGGCAGAGGCCCGCAAAGCCACUGAGAACCCACGGCUGGGGGUGUCGGUGCCCGUUGUGGCCAUCAGCCUGAGUGAAUACCCUGAUGGCAGUGUACGAAGCCAGUCCACCAGCAUUCCUGGCAGUCCCAAGUUCCAGCCUCCCAUCCCUGCCCCCCGGAGCAAGGCCAGCACCCUCCAGGAGCGGCCACCUAGCCCUUUCCGGGAGCUGCCAGGCACUGAGCGAACAAUGAUGACCAGUCCUUCACGGCAGCUGGUGGGCAGAACCUUUUCAGAUGGGAUGGGGACCCGAUCCCUGCAGCCACCAGAGAGUCCUCGCCUGGGCCGGCGAGGAGGUCCGGAGAGCAUGCGGGAGCUCCCACCCCUGAGCCCAUCCCUGUCUCGGCGGGCCUCCCCACUGUCUCCUAUGCCUGCACGGGCCACUCCAGACGCUAAGCUUACCAGGGACAUAGCUGAGAGUCCCAGGAGCCGCCGCUGGGCAGCACACGCAGCCUCCUCUGAAGACUUCACCCUCACCCUGGGUGGGAGGGGCCGUCGGACGAGGAGCCCCUCACCCACCCUCGGAGAGCCAUUGGUGCCUCGAAAGGGCAGCUUCGGUGGUGGCUUGAGCCCAGCCUACAGUCUUGGCUCCUUAACGGGAGCCUCACCCCGACAGAGUCCUCGGGCCCAGAGGAAACUCUCAAGUGGGGAGCUCCGGGUGCCGGCUCCCCGGGAGAGAAAGAACAGCAUCACUGAAAUCAGUGACAAUGAAGAUGACCUGCUGGAGUACCACCGGCGCCAGAGGCAGGAGCGGCUCCGGGAGCAAGAGAUGGAGCGGCUGGAACGCCAGCGUCUAGAGACCAUCCUGAACUUGUGUGCUGAGUACAGCCGGGCCGAUGGGGGCUCUGAGGUAGGGGAGCUGCCCAGCAUCAGUGAGGCUGCCAUGGCCUUGGCCCUAGCAGGCAGAAGACCCUCCAGGAGCCUGCCUGGGGCAACCGGAACCUCUGGACGGGGCCCUGAGGAUCCCAGUGGGGCCACCCAGAGGCUCUGGGAGAGUGUGGAGCGCUCUGAUGAGGAGAAUCUGAAGGAGGAGUGUAGCAGUACUGAAAGCACCCAGCAAGAGCAUGAAGAUGCUCCGGGUUCCAAGCUCCAGGGCGAGGUGUUGGCCCUGGAGGAGGAGCGGGCAAAGGCACUUGGGCGUGUGGAGCAACUCAAGGGCAGAGUAAAGGAGCUGGAACACCAGCUGCAGGAAUCGGCAAGAGAGGCUGAGAUGGAACGGGCGCUGCUUCAGGGGGAACGGGAGGCAGAGCGGGCACUGCUACAGAAGGAGCAGAAAGCUGUGGACCAGGUGCAGGAGAAGCUGCUGGUGCUGGAGACAGGCAUGCAGAAGGAGAGGGACAAGGAGAGGGUGGAGCUGGCCGUGGGACGGAGUGAGCUGGAGGCCCGCCAGGCGCUGUAUGACGAGCUCAAGACACAGCUCGAUAACUGCCCCGAGUCUGUUCGGGAACAGUUACAGGAGCAGCUGAGAAGGGAAGCUGAGGCUCUGGAGACAGAGACGAAACUCUUUGAAGACCUGGAAUUCCAGCAGCUGGAGAAGGAAAGCCGCUUGGAGGAGGAGCGGGAGCUGGCUAGCCAGGGACUGCUCCACAGCAGAGCAGAGCUGCAUCGGAGCAUUGCCAAGAGAAAGGAGCGCCUAGCGGUGUUGGAAAACCAGGCGACUCAGAUCCGGGCCCAAGCUGUCCAGGAAUCAGAGCGAUUGGCCCGAGAGAAGAACUCUGCCCUGCAGCUGCUGCAGAAGGAGAAGGAGAAGUUGGCAGCCCUGGAGAGACGCUACCAUUCACUCACAGGAGGGAGGCCUUUCCCUAAGACAACAUCAGCACUCAAAGAGAUGGAGAAGCUGUUACUUCCUGCCCUAGACUUAGAGCAGUGGUACCAGGAGCUCAUGGCAGGGCUCGGGGAUGGCCCAUCUGCCUCCCCCCGCUCCUCCCCUCCACCUCUGCCCGCCAAAGCUUCCCGACAGCUGCAGGUUUACCGCUCCAAGAUGGAGAGUGAGGCUGGCAGCCCCCUGCCUCGUACCCGCAGUGGGCCCAUCCCUUCUUCCUCUGGGUCUUCAUCUUCUUCCUCUCAGCUCAGUGUUGCUACCCUGGGCCGAAGCCCCUCUCCUAAGAGUAUCCUCCUUACCCAGAAUGGCACAGGGAGCCUGCCCCGUAACCUGGCAGCCACACUGCAGGACAUUGAGACCAAGAGGCAGCUGGCCCUGCAACAGAAGGGGCAGCAGGUGAUCGAGGAGCAAAGGCGACGGCUGGCUGAACUCAAGCAGAAAGCAGCAGUGGAGGCCCAAUGCCAGUGGGAGGCCUUGCACGGGGCAGCCCUCUAUCCCCAAGCCCCCUCAGGCUAUCCCCCACUCAUGCACCACUCCAUCUUGCAUCACUUGCCGGCCAGUCGGGAUCGGACAGAGGAGGGGGAGCAUGCCUACGACACAUUGAGCCUGGAGAGUUCAGAUAGCAUGGAGACCAGCAUCUCCACAGGGGGCAACUCAGCGUGCUCCCCUGACAACAUGUCCAGUGCCAGUGGAAUGGACAUGGGGAAGAUUGAGGAGAUGGAGAAGAUGCUGAAGGAAGCCCAUGCUGAGAAGAGUCGACUCAUAGAAUCUCGGGAACGGGAGAUGGAACUUCGGCGGCAGGCGCUAGAGGAGGAGCGCAGGAGACGGGAGCAGGUGGAGAGACGGCUGCAGAGCGAGAGCGCCCGGAGGCAGCAGCUGGUGGAGAAGGAGGUCAAGAUGCGCGAAAAGCACUUCUCCCAGGCACGGCCCCUAACCCGAUACCUGCCCAUCCGCAAGGAGGAUUUUGACCUGAAGACGCACAUUGAAUCAUCAGGCCAUGGAGUGGACACCUGCUUACAUGUCGUGCUCAGCAGCAAGGUCUGCCGGGGCUAUCUGGUCAAGAUGGGUGGCAAGAUAAAGUCGUGGAAGAAGCGCUGGUUUGUCUUUGACCGGCUCAAGCGCACCCUGUCUUACUACGCUGACAAACAUGAAACUAAGCUCAAGGGUGUGAUCUAUUUCCAGGCCAUUGAGGAAGUGUACUAUGACCACCUUCGAAGUGCUGCCAAGAGUCCUAACCCAGCCCUAACCUUCUGUGUCAAGACACAUGACCGGUUGUACUAUAUGGUAGCACCGUCCCCUGAGGCUAUGCGCAUCUGGAUGGAUGUCAUUGUCACUGGGGCUGAGGGGUACACCCAAUUCAUGAACUGACCUGGAAGUGAUGGGGCCACCCCUUGUGUUCCUCUCCACAAAGGAGGAGUCACACCCAGCCAUCUGCCCCUCUCCUACCCCACCCCCACUGCUCCUGGGGGCCGUCAGCCUCAGUGUUCCUAGGGGAGCAUCUUUCCUGAGGCUUGGAACUUACUCUACCAGGAUAUUUCCUAGAAAUCCCCUGGGAGGGGAGAGCCUGAUUUUGAUGGUUUUUAUAAGAAAGACACUUUGUUGACAUCCAAGAAACUUCUUACUCCUUCGAGAUGCCAGGCUCUGGGCUUCCUGGGAGCUGGCCAGAAAGGGAAGCAGGGAUGUGGGUGUAUGUCCUUCUUGGGUCUCGGCACCUGGCAUAGCCCUUCAGGACAUGAUCAGGGCCGAGGGCCACGGAAAUGUGCCUGUGCUGGCUGGUGUCUGGGACAGAGGAGGCUCUCAGCUCAGCUCGGAUAAGGCUCCUAUGUCUCCCUGGCCCCUUUUCUCUUUUGGAAAGGAUAUGCUUAAGGUACCAGAAUCUGCCAAAGAUCCCCUCUUCAUCUCAGCCCCCUUCCCAGGGGCCCUGAGGGCUGAGCACAGGCCACAUCCUGGAGGAGGUAAAAGGGGGGGAGCUCUAGUUCCCAAGACCCCUUGAUCUCUCUCCUCCUUCCCCUCCCCCCCGUUUAUUUUAUAUGAUUUUGCUCGUGACAGAGGAAGUGGUACCAUUACUGUGGUCACAGCCCAACCUCCAGUGAUCUAGAGCCAUAGUUAUGUCCCCCUACCCCAUCCCCACCAUUGCUCUCUCUUCAUUCCCCUGUGGCUCUAGGCACCUCUCGUGGGCCAUACCCCUGAGUCUUCCCAAGGCUACUUGCUCAAGAUUUCUUACCCUAAGGCCCUUGAACAUCUUACAUUGGGGAGAGGGGACCUGACCACCCAUCCCCUUCCUCCCACCCCAUUCUCUUACCACCAGGCCCCAAUGCACUAGCCCUACCUGGCCCUAGGUCUGGGCCCCUUUACCCUCCACUCGUGCCUUGACUGGAGCCAGAGGUUGCUAGGAUCUGGGGGUACGGAGACCCAAAAAAGAGCCACAGGGUCUGGGUGAGUGAUGGAGCAUGUCCUGAGCCAUAUCUUUGGCCCAGGAAGGGUUUCUUUAGAUUUUUUUCCAGGGAGGAGAAGAACUCACCCCCACUUCCAGGAAGGAAUAGUACUACCAAGGUGGAAAGAACCAGCGAGGGGGAUGAAAUGUGCACCCCCUGCCAGCUGUCUGUGUCCUGCCCCCUCGUGGCCUCAGGAAUGUGGCAGGGAAGACCAGGCUCCCACCCAUGCUGGUUCCAGCCCUUUAGGCCUUAACACUAAUUCCUCUUCUCCUGUCCAGACCUCCUUCCCUUCCUGCCUUUAUGCCCCAUUUGCCAGAGGCCUGAGUUGCCUGGGUCCAGGCUGGGGUGGAUUGUUGUUGGUUUUUUUCCCAGUAUUUGUAAGCAGUUCAGCAAAAACAAUAAAGCAUUUGAAAUAAUCA
Messenger RNA from Trichosurus vulpecula (common brushtail), 5769 nucleotides. RefSeq names its product pleckstrin homology like domain family B member 1 (gene PHLDB1). The transcript is spliced from 23 exons. Gene Ontology annotation, biological process: regulation of microtubule cytoskeleton organization. The record is from RefSeq and is a predicted model, not a curated record. The coding region runs from base 51 to 4283 and encodes 1410 amino acids. Gene Ontology annotation, cellular component: basal cortex. Lineage: Eukaryota; Metazoa; Chordata; Mammalia; Diprotodontia; Phalangeridae. Gene Ontology annotation, molecular function: protein binding.